GCGCCUCGAGGAAUAAAAAAACGACUUUCGUUCUCCCCGGGCGUGGCAUGAUUCGUUUCCCCAAUUCCGGCCUCUCUCUCUCUCUCUUUUUCUCGUGUUCCCAUUCCCUCGAAUUCUCCCCUCGUAAGUUUCGCGGUAGUCCGCCUUUUUCCACGAUCUCGUUGCUCAUCAACCGACACUGUCUUAUCGUUGUAUUAUCUCUCGCUUUGCGAGCCUCGCGAGGUGAAAAUAGAUUGUUCAAUCUACGGAUAGUAAUGAAAUAUUGACACAAGAAUGUUGUCGCAACGAAAGUAGAAAAAUUUGGAGCUAUCUUUACAAGUAUGGAAAAGAGAGGCAGCGCAGAACUUCUUAGUGCAGAACAAAGUAACUCGAAGAAUGCCAGUUCAGAUUCUCUCAACUCGGACAGCAAGAGCAGUUCACUUAAUUCAAAAAUGGGCCAAGAAUCGGAGAGCUGGGAAAAAGCAUCGCAUUCAAAAAGUUUUUCCUCAAGCUCUACUUCAACAGAUAAUAAUAUAGUCUCUGCUCUGGAAGCUAAAAAAGAUAAUCAAGUAAAAAAUUUAUCUGGAGGAGACACGGGACCACCACUUCUGAAUGGAGAGCGGAUGCAAGGCAUUCCACACGAAGUUACAUAUUUAUGUCCUUAUUCGGGACCUGCCAGAGGAAUUCUUAGCGUAACAAACUACAAGCUCCAUUUUCGUAGUAUAGAUCGAGAAACGCCUUACAUUGUCGAAGUGCCGUUGGGCGUUGUUAGCCGAAUCGAAAAAGUUGGUGGUGCAUCGAGUAGAGGGGAGAAUUCUUACGGAAUAGAAGUAUUUUGUAAAGACAUGAGGAAUCUCAGAUUUGCACACAAGCAAGAGAAUCAUUCUAGACGAGAUGUGUUUGAAAAACUGCAACAGUAUUCUUUUCCAUUAUCUCACAAGUUACCUUUGUUUGCCUUUGAAUAUUCUGAAACGUUCUCUGAAAAUGGUUGGAACGUUUACGAGCCUAUUGCAGAAUUGAAGAGAAUGGGUGUAAAUAAUGAUAUGUGGAAAAUAUCCAAAAUCAAUGACACGUAUUCACUGUGCGACAGUUAUCCAGCUGUCUGGGCAGUGCCUGCUGCAGCUACUGACGAGGAUCUUCGAACAUCCGCGUCUUUUAGAAGUAGAGGUAGACUGCCAGUCCUCUCGUGGAUUCAUCCAGAAAGUCAAGCGACAAUAACUCGUUGUGCACAGCCACUGGUAGGUGUCGGUGGGAAACGGAGUCGCGAGGACGAAAGGUAUGUCCAGCUUAUAAUGGACGCUAACGCACAAAGUCACAAACUCUUCAUUAUGGAUGCACGGCCGAUGCCGAACGCGAUAGCGAACAAGGCGAAAGGCGGCGGAUACGAGAGCGAAGACGCUUAUCAGAACGCGGAAUUGGUUUUUCUCGAUAUUCACAAUAUUCACGUCAUGAGAGAGAGUCUCAGAAAAUUAAAAGAAUUAUGUUUCCCCACAAUCGAUGAAGCUCGAUGGUUGUCAGGCAUAGAAUCGACUAUGUGGCUCAAACAUAUCAAAUGUGUUCUUGCUGGGGCCGUAAGAAUUGUGGAUAAAGUCGAGAAUCACAAGACUUCCGUUUUGGUUCACUGUUCCGAUGGUUGGGAUCGAACAGCACAGCUUACAGCUCUCGCCAUGCUAAUGUUAGAUCCAUAUUAUAGAACGGUCAAGGGAUUCGAAGUUCUAAUAGAAAAGGAGUGGCUUAGUUUUGGACAUAAAUUUCAACAGAGGAUAGGCCAUGGAGACGAACAUCACAGCGAUGCAGAUAGAUCGCCGGUAUUUCUACAAUUUAUUGAUUGCGUAUGGCAAAUAACACGGCAAUUUCCGAACGCUUUCGAAUUCAACGAACAUUUCCUAAUUACCAUUGUCGAUCAUCUCUACUCUUGCAGAUUCGGCACGUUUUUAUUCAGCAGUGAACGCGAAAGAGUACAAGAGCAAGUGAAGCAAAGAACAGUCUCUCUCUGGUCGUAUACUAACAGUCAAUUGCCUCUCUAUCUAAAUCCUCUUUAUCGGUCUGGCACGAAUUAUCAACUUGUCCUAAUGCCAAUCGCCAGUAUGCGGUACAUCAAACCGUGGAAGAGUCUGUACUGCAGAUGGAAUCCCAGCAUGCGGCAGCAGGAUCCGGUCUAUCAAAGAAUAAGGGAGCUUCUAGUCUUAAAAGAGCAACUCGAAAAACAGUUGGAGGAAGGCCGGCGCGAACAGGCUUCUCGAGCGAAUCGGUCUGUAACUUCGCCAGCACCGCCCAGAAUACAUUCCCCGGUUCACACAUAGCGCCGCUGGAAACUUGGAUCAUCUGAUAAUCUUUGUAGUUUUGUAAAUGAUCUGUAAACUCUUCGUCUACUUUGAUUCUACUUAUACUUGAGCCAUAAGAUAUUUUGACUGAUUCCGCCUGUGGAUGCUAUGUAUAAUACGCCCACACUCGAUAAAGAUAAAUCUAGACUCGUA
Camponotus floridanus (Florida carpenter ant) is the source of this 2456-nucleotide messenger RNA. RefSeq names its product myotubularin-related protein 2 (gene mtm). Gene Ontology annotation, molecular function: phosphatidylinositol-3,5-bisphosphate 3-phosphatase activity. Lineage: Eukaryota; Metazoa; Arthropoda; Insecta; Hymenoptera; Formicidae. The record is from RefSeq and is a predicted model, not a curated record. Gene Ontology annotation, biological process: dephosphorylation. The transcript is spliced from 10 exons. The coding region runs from base 321 to 2282 and encodes 653 amino acids.